Messenger RNA from Macrobrachium nipponense, 2904 nucleotides. Its product is annotated as androgen-induced gene 1 protein-like. The record is from RefSeq and is a predicted model, not a curated record. NCBI's taxonomy places the organism in Eukaryota, Metazoa, Arthropoda, Malacostraca, Decapoda, Palaemonidae. Gene Ontology annotation, cellular component: membrane; endomembrane system.
AGCAAAUUGAUUGAUAGAACUCUGAUUAUGUAACUGAUAAGCCCUAGGGUUACUCACUCGGGUAACCUAUUAGGAGCAUAAGGAAGCCGGUUUUUGCCUAGCUUCUCAUCAAAUUACUAGCUAAGUCCCUCGACCCUUCUACGUGAUUCUGACAAGUCAACUGAAGAUUAUCAACCUUCAGAAUGGGUCUUGUUGGAGCACUGAUACACUUGAUAUUAUCUAUCCAUUAUGGGUACGGGAUCCAUGUUUACCUAUUUGGGCUACAUCCCCCUGAGGAAUUUUUGAAACAUAGAGUUCCAUUUGGAGGACCCUUCAAGUAUCUUACUUUUUGGGAUAUGCUAAUCCAGUUUGCUUACUUCACAUUGGCAUUCAUCAAUGACAUAGCUGGUUCCAACACUGCAGUAUACAAAAACCAAACAAAGCUUCAGAGGCUUCGAGAUUUUGCAUUCAGCACAGUGGUUUUUGCCUGUGGUGUGUUUGUUACGGUAUCUUUUUGGGGGAUUUACAAUAUUGACAGAAACCUGAUAUUCCCGCCUAUUUUUGACUCUUGGUUUCCCUCUUGGCUGAACCACAAUAUUCACACAACACCCUUAAUUGGAGUUUCACUCGAACUUUACAUGGUUCCUCACAGCUUCCCAAAACGUCAGACAGGGUUGUUUGCUGUAGCUCUAUUUUAUUUGACAUAUCUUGUCUGGGUGUGUUAUAUUGCAUAUGCAAGUGGCCACUGGGUGUAUCCAAUUCUUGCACAUUUACCAGUAAGGAAACGUGUAGUGUUUAUAUCAUUAAUGUCUGUUUUAGCAAGUAGUUUAUUUUAUAUUCUUGGAGAAGGUAUGAACAACAGAAUAUGGGGUACUCAGAUUAAAGCACAUAAAAUGGACUAAUUCUUUUAAGGUAGAGGAUGAAUGAGAAAAGUUACAGAAAAAGUGGUAUUUAUACCAAGAGGUCACAGGUUAGCGUUAAGUCACCCCAGUUGACAAUUUCUCAUUAAUCUUCUUAAUUGCUGGUUGGAGGAAGAUUUUAUCUAUAGUAUCUGAAUUCCACACAUCCUUUUAGAUGUUUAUUAUGUUUCUUUCUUUAAUCAAAGCUGAUUCUACCAUCUGGCUUUUCAACUGACAAUAGCUGCUAUGAAUUAUACAUGAAAAAUUCCAGUUUAUUCUGUGAUUAUGGUUAUUUAUGGUUAAAAAUAGCUGAGCUCUGUGGUCCAUACCUAACUGCACACUUAUGGUGCUUUAAUCUGUGGGGGAGUGAUUUUCCUUUAAAGCCCAUGUAAAAUUGAUCGCAGUCAAAGCAAGGGAUUUCAUAUACUACUCUUGUGUCUUUGGAGGUUGGCUUUUGUUGAAUGUUAAUCAGGGAUUUGGCUAAAGUACUUGGAUAGGUAAAAGCAAAGUGGUUAGAGUUUCAGAGUGUCUGUUAAUUUCUUAAUCCUGUCCAGGUGUGGAGUUUUGAUUUUUAUUUUGUUGUUUGGGAAAUACUGGGUGAGUAUUUACUAUUUUUAUGCAAAAAAAAAUUAAUAUCAAUAUUAUAUAGUAUACACAUGUAAACAAGGAAAGAUAAUCUGAUUUUAAAAAUCAUGUUACACAUAUUGUUUCUGGCUUAACACAGGUGUGUAAUUAAAGAUGCAGUUCUGCUGUCAUUUAUCGUUAUCAGUAGCUUAUCCAUUCCAUUUUUGUGAAUACAAUACGUACUAGUAAAUAUCCAAACCUCAUGGUAGAAAAUAAUGUAUUAAAACCAACAGUAAAAUUAAGCAUGAGCUUCAUUUUACUGUUGGUUAAUAAUACAUUAUUGAUAAUACAUUAUUUUUAACAGCUGAAGCCCAUUCGACUUAUUUAUGAUAGUGUUUAUUGAAAAUAAAAAUCUCAAGUAAGUAUAUUGGUUUGAGGUUGGCAUCGUGAAACAGAUUAUGAUCCCUCUUCUUUACAUAAUUUUGGUGUGGAUUGAAGUACAUUUUUUGAUAAUUGUUAUUGGGACCACAAGUAUUUUGGCCACACCCAUUAAGUAGUAAUGACACCUUUUCUAAUGUAUGUUGUCACAGUGCAGUACGUGUUCACCAGUACCAUUGGACUGUUCAACUUAUUGCUGUACCAAAAGUUUCAUUACAAUGCAUGUACAAUAAACCCACGACUUAUUCUUGGAUUAUGUCCCUCAGGUAGCCAAUAGAAUAAAUAUAAUUGUUAAUAUAAGGUUAUAUAUUCAAAUACUCAUGUGGCCAUUAGAGGAAGAACGUUAUUUGUAGCUUGAAUUACCUUACUCAAGGAAAUCUGAGAGUUAGGGUAUACCAUGUGGUAUAGUUAUUGUAUGUUAGUAGCAGAUAGUCAUUUUAUAUUUUUUUUAAUAAUUUUGUAAACUUAUAUUUUGUUUCCAUUAAAUUCUUGUAUCCCUGACUUCUAUAUUUUACAAAUUCUUUUCCAGUGUAUUGAAACCAAAAGUACAGAGUGCCACAUAUAUUCUGAAGUAAUGGCUGAUCUUUGUAUGAAUUCCAGUGGUUAGGAUGCAGAUCAAAAAUGUCUAUAGAGAUGAAAAAUUUUGGUGAAAUUUACUACUUCAUUGACAGUGGCAAAAAGCAUAGCCAUGUGAAAGAAAUUCCUGCUAGUCCUAUGUAUACAGUACAUUUAAAGUAUUAAAAUUCUAUUACUGUCUUUAAACAAUGUUAGCAACAUCUGUUGUGUACUAGAUGUAGUUCAUGAUUUCUUGACUUGAUAUUUGUAUUGUAGUUUCUAAUGUGUAUACAAUAUUGUAGUUUCUAGUAGUAUACACUGAAAAAAGUAGAGAGCAUAAAUAUUAGAUUUUAAUAGGUUAAAUCCUAUGUGAAAUAUAUAUUAUAAACAUUGUUUCAUAAGUAGAGUACAGUAUCUGUAAAUAUUAGAUUUUAUUUGGUUAAAUCCUUUGAAAUACAGUACACUCUAA